CAGAAAUAUAGCAGAGAUUCAUAAGAAGCUCUUAUAGCAACCUUCAGGUGGUUUUCUGGGCAAUCUACCGAAACGUGCACCUGGCUUCCCCCUGUGUUAACUCAGCGGACUGACCAGGCCCCUCGCAGCCGCAACACAGUGUCCCCGAGCCGGGCUGAUUCCCACCGAGGAGCCGGGCAGGUGUGACGGCGGCGGUGCGUCGGAGGAGCUGCGGGGGAAGCGAGCCCACUCUGGAUGCAGGAAUUUACGGACUGCUCCGCGUAAAAAAUAAAAAACCCCGGGGAUGUGAUGAAACCAGAAACAAAGUGCGACACACACACACACACACACACACACACACACACACACACACACAUACACAAGCCCAUGCAUAUCACAAACGGGCCUGUGUUGCAUUACAACUUUGCGUCCCCCCCCUCCCCUCCCACAGCUGUGUGUGUGUGUGUGCAAGGAGCUAAAGGCGGAUAAUCGGAGGUGAGGCUGCUCAAAUUAUUGUCUUGGGGAGCGUGACGCGCACUUCACAGCAGCCCCUGCGCGCUGUCAGACGAGGAAGUGAGGCUUCACACACGCCCAUUUCAGCCCUGUGUGUCGACCCUGCUGGAAAAAAAAGCCCCAGCAGACCCGUUCAUCAGAUAACACAGCAACAGACUUUUUCUAAAAAAAAAAAAAACAUGCGCUCACUCGCGGAUGGAGGACGCACGGAAUAACCUGCAGGACGAUUUCAGGAGUGUGCUAAACCGUUGAAGGAUGGACAGGGAGCUGGUUCGGCAGAGCCAAUCAGAACACGGAGAGUCCACCAAUGGCACCAGCCCUCAGACUUCCACCGCCGGCCCGGACUCCUCUUCCUCCGCCCCGGUGACCCCCACCCCUCCUCGGCUCACUCCCAACCCGAUGCUCCUGGACUCCCCGGCGCCCACGUUAACGCCCACCACCUCCUCCCCUCCUCCUCCUCUGACCCCGGCGCCCUCCAUCACAGCGACACACGGUCCGAAGGUGGCGGCCGCGGUCACCAGCUCUCCCUCCCCCCACAUGCUGGUCCCCACUCCCCCUAAACUCACCUCCACCGGGGCUCCUCCCCUCCGCACGUACUCUCGCCAUAUCCUUCCCUCCUCCAAAACGUCAUCUAUAUCACAGACCUCCUCCUCUUCCUCCUCCUCCUCUUCCUCCCCUACUGUAGCCACCACCACUUCGCCCAUCUUCUCUCCUUCGUCUUCAACGCACAGCAACAUCAACAUCACCUUGUCAAGCAAGGCCUCCACCACCUUAACCAAUGGGAACACAAGGCCCAUAUCCACGCCGACCACCACACCAAUCACGCCCUUUCAUACUCCAGCCAGUCCGCCUGGCAGACAGGUACCACAGACUCAUCCUGUGGGCACACCUGGUCUUGUGCGAGCCAAUCAGAGCCCCACCCCUGUCAGGCAGAGGGUAUCCCAGCAGACAUUGCUCCUAGGGAAAGGUCUCAAAGGGUCUGGACAAGACCAGGUGCUGCUUAGAGCUCAGAUGCUCCAGAGUCUCACCUUGAGGCCUCCUCCCCCCGGGGCUUUCACCAUCCCCCCUUCCCUCCGUCUUAAGCCCCCCUCUUCCACAGCCCCCCCUCCCCUCUCUCGCCCUCACAAUCCCCUCUUCCCACCUCUGAGGCCGCGACCCAGCACCACGGCAACGGACAGCCUGACAACGCCGAGCCGCCACCUCUCUGUCCCGCCUCCAACUCUCUACUCUCCAGUCCGAGCCGUCCCUCUGAGACCCAGACUUCACUCUCCGCGAGCGGCGUCCCCGAGGCAAUCCUCGACCCUCCAGCCAAUCGCAGCCGCUCCCGCCGCUCAGGCCCUCUCCCGUCAGCCGGCCGUCGGCGGGACCGAAGAGCGUGCUCGGUCCCGGCCAAUCUCCGAGCCCGUGCUCGGUCCCGGCCAAUCGCAGCACGGCUCGCUACCUGUGACCAACCCAGUGUCAGCUACUUCUCAUUUCGAGCCCUCGCCGUCCGCAGCGAGGCAGCUGCAGAUCAUCGCUCUCUCCUCGGGCCGCCAGCCGCAGCCCGGCACCUACAGCCACGCUCCGGUGCAGCCGGUCGUAAGCCUUUCUGAGCUGUCCGGCCAAUCAAAGCGAGCUUUGAGCAGUGACGAAGUGCUUCCUCUUCCGUUAAAUCCAUCGUUGCCAAAAACGACGUCUCCUCUGUCCUCGCCGCCUUCCCUCCUGAGUCCGGCCUCACCGCCGAGUCAGGCCGGACCUCAAACUCAAACUCUGGUUCAGAAAGGAGGAGGAGAGGCGAAGGAGAGCGAGGAGCAGCGAGAGAAGGGGCGAGGGGUGAGACAAGGAGUCGGGGAUGAAGGAAGCGUCAGACAAGACCUGCGGAAGGAGAGAGACGACCAAAGAGAGAAAGGAAAGGAGGAGAGGCAGAGGCUGGCGGCCGAGAAGGACGGAAGCCUCGUUAGUCCAAAAGAGAAAGAAGCCGAAGCUGGAAGAGAAGAAGAAAAGAUGGAGGUGACGGAGGAAGGACAGACUGAAAGAGAGAGAGGAGAGGAGAAGUGUGAAAGAGAGAGUAGUGAGGAGAAGAAGAUGGAGGAGGAGGAAGAGGAAGGAGAGACAGCCAUGGACCAGUCCGAGAACACGAGCAGUCCGGUUCUCAACCAGCACCAGAACAUAGAUCUGAACCUGACGCCUGUCGCUGUCAAAGACUUAAACAAAGAACCAAAACCCAUCCUGGGUCUCAUUUCAGCUCCAGUUCCUGUCCAAAACCCAGCUCCUAUAUCGGUGCCAGUGUCAGUACCUGCUCCAGUCCCGGUCCCGGUACCGGUGCAGGUCCCGUUACCGGAGCCGUCUGUCCAGAGUCAGCGGCUGCCGGAGCUUCCUCGAGACCUGCAGCCGGCCAACCAGGAGGACUUCUGUGAGAACAUGUCGACCCAAUCAGACAACCAGUCAGCUCUGUCCAGCCUCUCCUCUCAGUCUCCGCCCUCCUCGCCUUUCAUCGUCCCCUCGACAGACAACCCGCCCCCCCUUCUGCUCCCCCCCGCUCAGCCCGACCACCCGGCCGACCUCAGCCUGCCGCAGCCCGAACCCGAAAACACGGAGAAGACGACGGACGGCGAGUCGCAGAAGCAGCAGGUGGCCGAGGCGGAGACGGAGGAGGCGGAGCUCAUCGGCCAAUCGGAAGACGAGUCGGAGAGCUGCAACCGACCAAUGAGCGUUCCCUGGGAGCCAAAGGCGUGGCCGGAGGGUCGACAGGUCCUGACUCACCUGGUGGAGGGGUUCGUCAUCCAGGAGGGGCUCCAACCGUUUCCUGUGAACCGCUCGUCCCUGCUGGUCCCAGAUCAGGUGACCAAACCGCAGGAAGUGAACGGGACCAAUGGGAAAGCAGCGCUGCCGGCGACGCAAAGUGAAACCAACAAACAAGCCGAACCCUCGACGGACUCAGAGGACGAGGGAGGAGACACAGACGACCCAGGCAGAGGGUCGGGCCACAGGGACCGAGCGGUGCUGCACUGUCAGUUCUGUGGGAAACGAGGCCACGCACACAACUUCAUGCGGUCCAAACGCUUCUGCUCCACUUCCUGUGCACGCGGGUUUAACGUUCGUCUGACGAAGCGUCUGCGGGCUCUGAGCGCAAGCAGCCGGUCCGAGAGGCCCCGCCCGGCGCUGAACAGGGCGGAGUCGGUUCCUGGGAAACCUCUGUUACUGCGGCUGCCUCGUGAUCUCUGGAGCGCAGGUCGCCGUGAGAAGAAAGGAAAAGAGAAGGUAACGGCAGCAGAGGAAGAGGAUGAGGAGGAGGACAUGGAGGGAGGUGGGGAGGAGGAAGACGAUGACGGAGGAGAGGAAGAUCCCGCGGUCGCCAUGACGGCCAGGAUGGAUCGUCGGGCGGCGCGGCGAGCGAGGAGAGCGUCCGCUCCCGCCGUGACCACAUCUACGCCCACAACCACGUUCAAACCCGCCCCCUCGCAGUGGAGCGUGGAGGAAGUAACCUCCUUCAUACACACACUGCCAGGCUGCAGCGACGUGGCCGAGGCCUUCAGGCUGCAGGAGAUCGACGGCCAGGCUCUGCUGCUGUUGACCGAGGACCAUCUGAUGACCAGCAUGAACAUCAAACUGGGGCCGGCGCUCAAGAUCUGCGCUCACAUCAACGCGCUGAAAAACCAAUGAAAGGAAAAAGACAGAAAGACACACAGAGACGAAAGAAAUGAAGAAAGAAAGGUCAGAAUGUGAUCUGGAAGGAAAUAAAAAGGCAAUAAAGAAAGCGUUAAGCUGAAGCUAAAAAGAUGAAGAGAAAAAAAAGAAGCUGACACCAAGGAUGACAGAACAAAGUCACAAAAAGAGAUUCACGGAUAAUUUAUGAGAUUAUAAAUCGAGAUGCGUGGCCUUAGGACGACGGAAGAGGAGCGCAGACGAAAGAAGACACCAGAGUACAGAAGAAAUUUCAUCGGUUUUUGGCCCUCUGUAGCAGGAGACGGGGACGAUUUUUUUGUAACUUUCUGUAUAUUUUACAUGCCGCUGGAGAGUGUAAAUUUGAAGCUAUUUCACAUGAAGGAUUUUGAACAUUUAAUAUAUAAAUUUGUCUAUUUAGUUUUUUUAGAAACGUGAUGUCAAUGACAAAUCUAUCCCGUAGCUAACAUAACCGGUGUGUGUAAAAAAAACAACAAAAAAACAACAUCAUAAUAAUACGUAGACUUUGUAAGUGAUUAAUGAAAGUUUAAUGUUUUAUAUCACUAUAUUCUGGACAAAAACAUGUCUGUGGAUUAAAAAAAAAAAAAAAGAGUCACUAUCAGGGUGAGGCUGGUGUCUUUAAUCGUCACAUUUUUAUGGUAUCUUGCUUGAAAUUAUUUAAUAAAUGAACAAACUA
This is a messenger RNA of Scomber scombrus (Atlantic mackerel), 4831 nucleotides long. RefSeq names its product polyhomeotic-like protein 3 (gene phc3b). Gene Ontology annotation, molecular function: protein binding; zinc ion binding. Lineage: Eukaryota; Metazoa; Chordata; Actinopteri; Scombriformes; Scombridae. Gene Ontology annotation, cellular component: nucleus; PRC1 complex. The record is from RefSeq and is a predicted model, not a curated record.